AUUAAGUGAAGAGAGGCUCGAAGGUUGCAAUGCAUGUUCCCAGAUAGGGCAACUCCUCCUUUCCUUCUUCACACACCUGAGAGAGAGUACCAGGGUCCUCGCAGCACACCACAGCCUAUCUCUUGCAUGCAAAGUAACGCACAGUAGCAGUUUGGCAAGAAGUCAGUUACUUUGGGAACCAAAUCUAGGGCGGGGAGCGCGCACGGCGCGUGUGACGGGCAGCUGACGUUUCCAACUGUCCUCUCCCGCAACGGAAGAUGCACACUGUGGAUGUUUGUAUAAGCGCUGGAGACGACCGUUUUCUGCAUUUUAUUAACGACGGCCACGCAUCGUCAGUUGCCUUGCAUCCCCACGGAACAUCAUGCGAGUAGGAGCGACGCACCCAAUGCCAUGCUGAGCAACUCCCCGACUUUUCUGCUGGCUCUGACCACCGUAGCCGGACUACUCCAGCGGUGCCACGGCUGGAGCGACGAGGACCUCCUGUUACCCCCCAUCAACUCCACCAACAGAUUCUUGGCCAACUUGGAGGUAGACGUGCACUACUCGAAGAGAUCCGAGGAGGAGAGCGAAGCCUCCUCGUCAGACACUUCGUUACAGCCGUUGCCACAUUGCAACGUCAGCGUGCAGAGACUUUUCCCCACCUCGCUGGUGGCUAGUUGGGACAGCAACUUCGGUUUCCAGUGCGAUGUGUUUAUAUAUACCGCCAAUAACAAUGGAAGGGCUUUUUUCUCUGCUGCUAUCAACAGAGCCAUCUCACCUGUUCUCAUCGAACACCUCGGAGUCACCGGCGGCCAGCAGGAGUUUAGACUGUGUGUUGGAUGUGGCAUGUCACGAUACCGGCGAUUCGGCAAGUCAAAGGCUCAGCAGACGGGGGAUCCCAUCAAUUUCUGCUGUGUUGACUUCAGCCUUGACGAACUAAAUGGGGACAAAAGUUGGAGAUUGAACCGUAAACCCAUCGAGUCAACUCUUGUGGCUUGUUUCAUGACUCUAGUGAUAAUAGUGUGGAGUGUUGCUGCCCUCAUAUGGCCGGUGCCUAUUAUUGCAGGAUUUCUGCCCAACGGAAUGGAACAGAGACGGCCGAGAUAAAGAAUGAUCAAAUUCUGGAGAUAAGCCCCCAAGCCAAUAGGCUAAAAAUACUGUAGAAUACAUAUUUCAACGUUUUUUUUCUUCACAUUCUACCCGUAUAAAUAUAUGUCCGUUUCCAAUUUUACCGUUUAGAAUGGAAGAGUGUAUUUUUGGUUUUGGUCUAUUUCCUAAUGAUAGGCCUUCACUAUAAGAAGACCAAUAGUUUUAAAGAUAGGUUGUGGUAUUGUAAAUCUAGCCUCUGUAUUACAUGGUCUAUAUAAUAGGUGCCUAUGUAGAGUGUGUUAACAACAUUUGACUGUAAACAGUGUUCGUAUGGUUUUAAAUCUUUGUAGGAUUAUUGCCUAUGGCCCUGGCAGUGGUGUAGUGGUGCCUGAAGAAGUGGGUAUACUCUAAUUUUGCCAAAAAUGUCCCAAACGGUCCGCCCAGCAAAGGAAAGGUGCCCUGUGGGAAAAAUUAUAUGAGAAACAGUGACAUACAUUCUGUAUUACCUAAAAUUAUAUAUUCCAUAUUGGUCUUUCACAGUCAGACCAACCCAAGCUGUACUGUGCAAGUAGGCUAAUUGUAGACAGAUCUAUUUAUUUAUAUUCAGAUUUUCACUCUCAAAGUCACAAUUUGUUUUUUAGAAAAACAACUAAAUUGGAUGUUCUUACGUCCAUAACAAUGCUUUCAAAGUCCAUAACAAUGUCCAUAACAAUACCACAUCAGGAGACCACUUUUGAGCUCUGGGAAAUAUCUAAGAUAAACUAUUUUUGUGUAGUUGCCCUUUAAUAAUUCCAGUGUGAUGGCACCUAGCACUGUUGUUUGUUAGUGGUGUUUCUGUAGCACGUGAGAUGGAAUUUGCAAAACAAAUGGCCACUGGAUUAAUGCAAAUAAUCAUCAUAUCAUUCUGCCAUGUGGGCAUAGGCUACUUUGUAGCUAGUUAACAUUUCCCAGUUUUGGGGGAAACCUUUCCAUCUACCAGAAGACGGCUUAUUGUUAGCAUCACUAUAUUUUUCCUGUUACUUAAUUGUUUGAAACCUAGAUGUUUUACUCGGUAUUAUGAGGCAUGCCUUAGCAUUUCUUCAAUGGAGCCUAUAGCCAAAAUCCCACCAUAGAAAGGAGGAGGCAAUUAUUUGAUAAAGACUUCCUCAUAUGCAUUAUCCUGUUCUUUCAACUUUAUUUCAUUGUCUAGCAGCCAAGUACAUUAUCCUAUUCAUAUUAGCAACUGAUGAAGGUUGUUGUAUCUUUAGAUCUCCCAUAGUAUCUACAUGUCUUAUGGAUAUUUCCAUCUCCAUCCAUGAAACCUCUCACAUGUGCUGUGCACAUUUUAGAAUGGUAUUUUCCUGCUAAUUUCAUUUUGGAACAUUCCCGUGUAGGCCUACCGCCAUGUGCCCAUUGCAGCAUCUAAAAUGUGAAGAAAUAAUAGUUUAUCAACAUGUAAUUUAAGCAUGAAGAAAUACACGCAAUGCGCACUGAAAACCUGCGCAUACCCUCCGCUACACACACCACUGAAGCCUGCUAUUUGUUGUGUUUAUGUAGAGAGAAAUUAUAGUUUUGUCAUGAACUUGAAUGAAAAAGUGUGCUGUAAUACGUGGUGGGUAGAUCUUGUCAAGAAUAAAUGCAUAAAUGUCAUAGGCCUACCUGAAUUUAUUUUGGAUGUUGUAUGAAAUAUUUUGACGUAUUGGCAACCCCCCUCUCUGAUAUGGUUUAAUAUUAUUUAUACUGUUAGAUUUAUCUAUAUAACACAAUUAAAACUAAGCUGAUAACAUAUUUGUAUUUAUUUGUAUGAGAACAUGAAUUAAUAAAUAAAUCAAAAGUAUUUGUUUU
This is a messenger RNA of Oncorhynchus kisutch (coho salmon), 2892 nucleotides long. Its product is annotated as transmembrane protein 158-like. Bases 391 to 1086 code for a protein of 231 amino acids. NCBI's taxonomy places the organism in Eukaryota, Metazoa, Chordata, Actinopteri, Salmoniformes, Salmonidae. The record is from RefSeq and is a predicted model, not a curated record. The transcript has a single exon.